CCACCAAGAUGACCAUCUCUGUCUGUGGUUUGCUUUGAUAGUCAGUCAAAACUCCCCAUAAGAGAGACUAUUAUAUUCUGUCUCAAAACCUCUAUAAUAAAAAUGCCUGUGGAAAAACGAACUAUGGACUUCUGAAACAAACAUCAUUUUAACCUUUUUUAUGAAAUCACAGAGGAACAGCACAUCCGAUUUUGGACAGAUGACAGAAUGAAUGUCAUCAUAACCUCCUCACUGCUGGGUGUAGCCGCAGUUGUUUUCCAAGUUGCUACAACUGAAGAGACUCUGAAGGUCAGCGUGUCUGUGUGGCCUCCGGGGUCAAACAUCUACCUGGGUGAUUGCGUGUUGCUGCAGUGCUCAGUGGAGUCAAACUCCAGAUUUGUGUGGAGCUAUUGGUGGUUAAAGCAAAACCCACACGCUGCUCAUCCGACCCCAAACCCAAGGCACCUGGUCUCAGGGGAGAGCUACUCCAUCACUGCGGUAAAGAAGGAGGACGCAGGCAGCUACCAGUGCCAAGCCAAGCGAUGGGAAAACAACAGCUCCUCUGUGGAGUUCCUCAGCCAGCCAGCCACGCUCAGUGUGUCUGAGCUGCCUUCAUCCUCACUCCUGACCCUGACUCCAAGCAACAGACAGUUCUUCAGAGAGGAGCGUUUCACUGUGCAGUGCCCUGUGUCUCAGACUAACUCCUCAGGCUGGAGGCUGAAGCAUUUCCUUCCCACUUCUGGAGUGCGGAACAGAGUCUUCCACAUUGACCAGUAUUCGCUACUAGGGGGUGCUGUUAAUGCGGACAGGUCUGACCAGUGUGAGUUCACUGCAGACAGCGGGAACAGUGGACUGUACUGGUGUGAGGGUGCUGCGGGCCGCAGCAACGCAGUCAACAUCACAGUAAGCUAUGGUGCCAUCAUCUUGAAGACUCCUCCCUUCCCUGUUUUCGAGGGUGAUGAAGUGGUCUUGGUUUGUAAGUACUGGGCAGGCAAUCUCAGCAAAACAAUCUUCUUUAGAAACGGAGCAGAAAUCUUCACUUCUCCCAGUUCAGACAGAGUAAUAAAGAUGACUUUAGAGAAUGUGACACAGGAAGAUGAAGGCUUCUACAAGUGUGCGUCCCAGGACAGAAAGAUGGAGAGUCCAGAAGCUUGGUUAUCAGUGAGUCCAGACAGAGAUGAGAAAGACGCCUCCAUGAGUGGCUCCGGUAAAUGGGUAAUUGUUUCCUGUGGAGUUCUUCUUCUUUUCCUCAUUCCUGUAACUGUUUUGCUGCUUUAUCACUACAGGCACCAAAGGAUUUGCACCUGUAGGUGUUGGCCGUUUUCCAAAGAACGACUACAAGCAGUGGAGCUUCCUGCAACCAAGCAGGACGUGACAGAGGUGCAGUGGGACCUGUCCUGGAUGGAGAUGUCCAAUUUGUUGGAUAAAUAGUUUUUUCCUGGCACUUAAUGAAUCACGCUCACCAGAAGCAUAUAGAAAAUACUCAAAAUUAAGUGACCCAAUUUAGUACACUUUGACAUAAUGUAAAACCAAAUUGUUGCAUGGAUUCAGCACAGAUAUUUAUAAAUAAGCUUAAAAGUGUGCUAGUUUCUUUCACAUCUUUUUAAAUUAAAAAUAUUUGCUGGGAAAAUCCACAUUGAAAAUAGUUUUUAAUAAGUGAAUGAACAGUUAUAAGAGGUGAAUACUGAUUUGUUUGCAUAAUGUUAUUAUUUAAACAUACUGUAUAUCUUUAUGUAUUGAUUAUAUUUAAUAAAUAAACAUAAUUUUGUUUCUCA
Molecule: messenger RNA, 1754 nt
Organism: Eleginops maclovinus (Patagonian blennie)
Lineage: Eukaryota; Metazoa; Chordata; Actinopteri; Perciformes; Eleginopidae
Exons: 8
Coding region: 208-1410 (400 amino acids)
Biological process (GO): cell surface receptor signaling pathway
Cellular component (GO): plasma membrane
Molecular function (GO): transmembrane signaling receptor activity
Source: RefSeq, a predicted model, not a curated record